AUGCAGCUCGUACCAGACUCUCUGCCUCUCUCCUCACAAUCAGACUCUCAAUCAGCUUCACCCGCCACCAUGGACCGCCGCCACUACCUUGGCCGUCACGGACAUCGCGCUGACCCCUCCCCAAGUGCUCCAAGUGCAAGCCCCUCCCCAAGUGCUCAAGCCCGUCAUGAUCGUGCGGUCAUGGCUUCAGUUGUCACAGCCUUCAAGAUAAAUUAUCUCGGCCCCGCCUACAACCUGCCCAAACCUUACCUUGACGAGGAGACAUUGCAGACAUUUGGAAUCACCAUCGCGGGUCUGAGCCUAACCUCCGGUAAACCUACCCAUGGAAGAGUCGCUGUGCUUGAGCCCAUUCCUCACGAUCAGAUGGAGAAAUGGAUCACCCUGACCGGCACCAAGACUGUGGACAGUGAUGUAGCCAACCUUGUCCACUUUCCUGACCAUUGCCUCAACCACAAUCACGACGAGGCGGAUGCUCUUUUCCGUACUAUUGGGUACUAUCUUAACGAUAAUAUCUUGGGGUUUUUCCGUCCCAAUAUCGUGCGUGAUUUCACCUGCUGGGAACACUUCCCGAACGAGAAUACCUUUCUUCAGAAAGUCUCGCACAAUGACUGGUAUGUGCACGGAAUCAUGAGAUAUUGCAAGGUGAAGAGACCCCCUGCUCUCGACACUCGUUUCCCACACAACACAUCAUUCGUUUCGGAUCGCAAUCCGCUUAAAGACGGCAUCUUAUCAAAGAGUGAGCUUGUCGCAAUCCUGGGUUUGGCAUUCAUCUUUGCCAGUGGCGCCCUCGAAAGGGACGACUUACCCUUUAUCGUUCCGGUCACAAUAGUUUCGGCAUCUUGGAGAAGUUGCCGUGUAGUACAAGGGGUGGUUGACUUAACUGCUAAGCCGAAGCCCUUGAUUGACAUUCGGAUGUCUCGCAUUGUCAGCUUCCAAAAGGGUGUCAAAACACCGGAGGCCUGGCCCGAAAUGGUCAAGUUGUUGUCUAUUAUUGUUGCUAAGCCAAUCCCUGUCUCUUGA
This is a messenger RNA of Clonostachys rhizophaga, 1020 nucleotides long. The record is from the annotation of a GenBank genome assembly. Lineage: Eukaryota; Fungi; Ascomycota; Sordariomycetes; Hypocreales; Bionectriaceae.